Molecule: messenger RNA, 213 nt
Organism: Tremella mesenterica DSM 1558
Lineage: Eukaryota; Fungi; Basidiomycota; Tremellomycetes; Tremellales; Tremellaceae
Exons: 1
Source: RefSeq, a predicted model, not a curated record
CAAGGAAAAACAAGGAGACACAAGGAGACACAAGGAGACACAAGGAGACACAAGGAGACACAAGGAGACACAAGGAGACACAAGGAGACACAAGGAGACACAAGGAGACACAAGGAGACACAAGGAGACACAAGGAGACACAAGGAGACACAAGGAGAGUCAAGGAGACACAAGGAGAGUCAAGGAGACACGAGGAGUGUUGAGGAAAGAUGA